GGGGAUCCUGAUCCAUUUCCUUUUUCUCUAGUCGCUAUCUUGGAAUCGGCGACUUUUGAAUCUUAGUGGAGUGAUCGUUAUCUUCCUCGACGUUGAUUCUUCUUCUGGGAGUUUCAAUCAAUAUCAUCAUCUCCUGUCUUGGCUCAAGAUCCGAGCCAAGCAGAGUAACACAUCUCUCUCCUCUUUCACUGUUUUGGAAUCGCUUCGUGCAAAUCACAUAUGGAAUCAGGUGAGGGAGGUAUGUUAACGGAUGGACAGUGGAAGAAACUUGAAAUAGCAACUCAGAGGAACGCUGAGAAUUUGGCGGCGGUGUCGUCGUCGCCAAAGUCUCAGCCUUUAUUUGCUGAUUUGAAUAUUAAGUCUCCCACUGGUGGGAAAGGACCGGUUGCUGGGUUUCCUUUUAGGCAUGUGCGAAGGACUCAUUCUGGGAAACAUAUCCGUGUUAAGAAAGAUGGUGCUGGUGGGAAAGGAACUUGGGGAAAGCUUCUUGACACUGAUGUUGACUCCUUUCUCGAUAAAAACGAUCCCAAUUACGAUAGUGGAGAGGGAGCAUAUGAUGAACUUGUUGAUUCACCUGUAUCAGACCCUUUGGAUGAUUACAAAAAGGCUGUAGUUUCCAUUAUUGAAGAGUACUUCACCACCGGUGAUGUGAAAGUUGCAGCCUCUGAUCUUAGGGAGCUUGGUUCUAGUGAAUAUCAUCCUUACUUCACCAAGAGACUUGUCUCUAUGGCUAUGGACAGGCACGAUAAGGAGAAGGAAAUGGCUUCUGUGUUACUCUCUGCGUUGUAUGCUGAUGUUAUUUUACCUGAUCAGAUUAGGGAUGGGUUUAUAAGACUUCUUAGAUCUGUUGAUGACCUUGCGGUGGACAUACCUGAUGCUGUUAAUGUUCUUGCGUUGUUUAUCGCUAGGGCUAUUGUUGAUGAGAUUCUCCCUCCGGUUUUUCUAGCUAGAUCUAAGAAGAACCUUCCAGAGUCUUCAAAAGGUUACCAGGUUGUUGUGACUGCGGAGAAGAGCUACCUCUCGGCUCCUCACCACGCGGAGCUAGUGGAGAGGAAAUGGGGAGGUAGCACUCACACUACAGUUGAAGAAACCAAGAAGAAGAUAAGUGAAAUCUUGAAGGAAUACGUAGAAAACGGAGAUGUUAACGAAGCGUGUAGAUGCAUCAGAGAGUUAGGUGUCACGUUUUUCCAUCACGAGGUGGUGAAGAGAGCUUUGGUUCUUGCUAUGGAGUCUCAGACAUCUGAGCCACUCGUAUUAAAGCUGUUGAAAGAAGCUGCUGAGGAAGGUCUGAUCAGUUCUAGUCAAAUGGUGAAAGGAUUCAAUAGAGUUGCUGAGUCUCUUGAUGAUCUUGCUCUAGAUAUCCCAUCUGCUAAGAAGCUGUUUGAUUCUAUAGUUCCAAAGGCUAUCUCUGGAGGCUGGCUUGAUGAUUCCUUUAAGGUAAAUGGAGGGGAAUCAAGUCAAGAAGAGAAGCUAAGACAGUACAAGAAAGAUACAGUGAAUAUAAUUCAAGAAUAUUUCUUAUCAGAUGACAUUCCUGAGCUAAUCCGAAGUCUUGAAGAUCUAGCAACACCUGAACACAACCCUGUGUUUCUAAAGAAGCUUAUAACUCUUGCUCUAGACAAGAAGAACAGAGAAAAAGAAAUGGCUUCAGUGCUUCUCUCUUCUCUUCACGUGGAGUUAUUCUCAACAGAAGAUUUCAUAAACGGUUUCAUCAUGCUUCUUGAAUCAGCAGAAGACACAGCUUUAGACAUCAUGGACGCAUCUAACGAACUCGCUCUGUUUCUUGCUAGAGCUGUAAUCGAUGACGUCUUAGCUCCACUUAACCUGGAGGAUAUCUCAGCCAAGCUACCUCCAAACUCAACAGGAACCGAAACAGUCCGCUCAGCACGGUCUCUCAUCUCAGCCAGACACGCAGGGGAGAGACUGCUGAGAAGCUGGGGAGGUGGGAGCGGGUGGAUAGUGGAAGAUGCAAAGGACAAGAUCUUGAAGCUUUUGGAGGAAUAUGAAACUGGUGGAGUAACAUCUGAAGCUUGUCAAUGUAUCCGUGAUCUAGGGAUGCCGUUUUUUAACCAUGAGGUGGUGAAGAAAGCUUUGGUGAUGGCAAUGGAGAAGAAGAAUGAUGGGUUGUUGAAUCUGCUUGAGGAAUGUUUUGGUGAAGGGUUGAUUACAAUGAACCAAAUGACAAAAGGGUUUGGUCGUGUUAAAGACAGCCUUGAUGAUUUGUCUCUUGAUAUACCGAAUGCUAAAGAGAAGUUUGAGUUGUAUGUUGGUAAGGCCAUGGACAAUGGCUGGAUCCUUCCUGAGUUUGGAAUCAGUGAUGAGUGAGUGAUAAUGACUGAUUCUAUAUCAGCUUACUAUACUUUCUUUAUAUAUCAUGGUAACUAUAUAUAUAUUAUGUUUUUAUGUAUGAAAUUGUUUGGUAGAUAAAAAUAAGAUGUUCAUAGUUUUCAUUUGUUUGUUUCUUGUAUUGUGUUGUCUUUGUAUUGAUAUACCUUUUUUUAUUAGUGUGUUCUAAUUUCUAAUGGAUUUUAUUACAUUGUAAAAGUCGCACUCUCGUUGGUCUUUGUUGG
Eruca vesicaria subsp. sativa (arugula) is the source of this 2570-nucleotide messenger RNA. NCBI's taxonomy places the organism in Eukaryota, Viridiplantae, Streptophyta, Magnoliopsida, Brassicales, Brassicaceae. The record is from the annotation of a GenBank genome assembly.